AUGGCUAUGGCCUGGAAUCAGAACGCGCUACGGGCAGACUUUUGUCAUGCAUUGUCAGAAAUGUACAAGAGUGAGGUCCCAUUAUACGGUGACUUGAUCGAUAUCGUCUGGAAUGCCGAUGCAAAGGCAGUCCAAGCUAGUAAGGCGCUAGGAGGAGCGAAAGCUAUCAAUCCAGACGACGUUUUGCCUUCACGGCAUCGAGUCGAAAGACAUGGUGCCAUUCGGCUUGGAACGGCAUAUGAGUUAAGCACAAUUCGUCGCAUGUUUUCUGUAAUGGGAAUGUAUCCUGUGGGGUACUAUGACCUCAGUCUUGCUGGCUUUCCUAUGCAUGCUACAGCAUUUCGGCCGAAGACACAGGAUGCAUUAUCUCAGCACCCCUUCCGCGUUUUCACCACAGUCUUGCGGAUGGAUCUUUUGACAGAGAAGACGCGAAAGUUGGCACAGAAAGCCUUGGCACAGAGAAAGAUCUUCACCCCAAGACUUCUCGAGCUUCUAGACCUAGUCGAGAGGAAUGGUGCUUUGUCGCCAGCUGAGUGCACCGAGUUUAUCACAAACGGAUUAGAGACGUUUCGCUGGCACUCGAAGGCAACGGUGACACUUGAUGAAUACAUGCAGCUCAAGACUGAACACCCUCUCAUCGCCGACGUCGUCUCAUUCCCAAGUUCACAUAUCAAUCAUUUGACACCUCGCACAAUUGACAUCGACCUAGUUCAGCAGCUUAUGGUGACACAAGGGAUGCCAGCGAAGGAACGGAUCGAAGGGCCUCCAAAACGAACGUGUCCCAUUCUUCUGCGGCAGACAAGUUUCAAAGCGUUAGAAGAAACAGUCUACUUCCGAGAUACACUCGAUGAAUACGUGAAAGGAUCUCAUACCGCACGUUUCGGAGAAGUGGAGCAGCGAGGCUAUGCGUUGACACGAGAGGGCCGUCAGUUGUAUGAUCAAAUUCUAGACCAGGUCAAUGUCGACGCCGCAAAAAAUAACCUCAAAGGAGGCGAUUAUGACAAGCUGCUAGAAAGCCAUUUCAAGGCGUUCCCUGAUAGCUUGUCAGAACUUCGCGACCAAAACCUUGCCUAUUUCUCAUACCGACUUACCCCAACCGGCGAAAGGCUCGCAGAAGAUGGUGCCGCGUUGACGAAACUCGGAAGAUCAGUCUCUGUUCAAGAGCUUCUAGACCAGGAUAUUCUGGCCUAUGAGCCUCUCACUUACGAGGAUUUUUUGCCACUUUCUGCGGGAGGCAUCUUCAACUCCAAUCUCGGAAAUGUCUCCCAGUCAAAGCAGCUUAUUAUGAGCGCAGAGCCGGACCUGGAUGGAUUUCAACGUUGUUUGGGCACCUGCGUUGCUGAUGAAUUUCAUCUUUACUCCGAGAUGCAGAAAGAAUCGAUUCAACGGUGCAAGCAUCAGCUUGGAGUAGACAUCAUUGUCUAA
Messenger RNA from Penicillium subrubescens, 1425 nucleotides. RefSeq names its product VOC family protein. Gene Ontology annotation, molecular function: oxidoreductase activity. The coding region runs from base 1 to 1425 and encodes 474 amino acids. NCBI's taxonomy places the organism in Eukaryota, Fungi, Ascomycota, Eurotiomycetes, Eurotiales, Aspergillaceae. The record is from RefSeq and is a predicted model, not a curated record. The transcript has a single exon.